Zonotrichia albicollis (white-throated sparrow) is the source of this 6489-nucleotide messenger RNA. The record is from RefSeq and is a predicted model, not a curated record. Lineage: Eukaryota; Metazoa; Chordata; Aves; Passeriformes; Passerellidae.
GCAGAGUAACUGAGAGCUGAGAGGGAGAAGACACUUCCAUUCUUUUAGUGCAGUGGGCUGAGGCAAAAAGGCCAUUGUAAUGGUAAAUCGCAUGCAGAAAGGAAGAAAAGACUGAUAAUCAAUCACAAAUGAAGCAUUCGUUUGGAUUUUGGCAAUUUACUGGCCGGGGGCUUUUAAAUCCAUAAACUUUUUCUUUUUUUUUUUUUUUCUUUAUUUUUUUUCCUUUCUUUCUUUUUUUUGCCCCCAUCUUUAAAAGCAGUUUUGAUCUGCCUAAAGCAGGAAGAGAAAUCUUUCCCGAGCUCUCAUGCUCAGAGUAGCUGGGAAUGGGGAGAGCUCAGUGCUGAAACUAAAAUCCCGGUGGAGAAGCGGCGCAGUGAAAUGUGGAUGGGGCUGUUUUUAACCCAUCACCUUGGACUCCGGCUCUGAAGCAGAACUUUCCACCUCAGGCUCUUCUUGUUCCUCCUGUUCAGGGAUGACUUGCGGUGGGCUUCUGGGGACUUUGAUUUCCGAGCUGGUCCUUCUGUGACUGCCUGAGUGGGUUUUGUGUUUGCCUGAGUAUGUGAUUAGGACAGAUGAGGAUGCUAGACAACAUUAACAGCAGCAUAUCCCCUUCAGAGUGCAGCAUCACCCACAAGGGAAGAUACAUCUACCUGGAGGCACUGCUGCACGGAGGUGCUCCAUGGGGAUUCACGCUGAAGGGCGGGCUGGAGCACGGAGAGCCAUUAAUCAUCUCCAAGAUUGAAGAGGGAGGGAAGGCAGAUUCCCUGCCUUCCAAGCUGCAGGCUGGGGAUGAAGUGGUGAACAUCAACGAGGUGGAGCUGAGCAGCUCCAGGAGAGAGGCCAUCUCCCUGGUGAAAGGCUCCUACAAGAAGCUGAAGCUUGUCGUCCGCAGGGACACCCAUGCAGCACAGGGAUGCUCAGAGCUGUCUCCCAGCCCGGACUGCGUGACCACUGACCUGCAGCCCGGCAAAGCCACGUGGGCAGCAGGAGUCAAGCUACGGCUGAAGACCAGGCGGAGCGAAACGCCGGGCCGACCUCACUCCUGGCAUUCCAGCAAACUCGCGGAGAACCAGCCCGAUCCCAGCAUGAUGCAAAUAUCUCAGGGCACGCUUGGCACCCCUUGGCAUCAGUCCUACCACUCCAGCUCCUCCACCAGCGAUCUCUCGGCGUACGAGCAUGGCUACCUGAGGAGGAGCCCCGAUCAGUACAGCUCCCGGGGCAGCAUGGAGAGCCUGGACCACUCCUCCCCUGCCUACCACCCUUGCCACCUGUCCCCGGCCAAAUCCACCAACAGCAUCGACCAGCUCUCCCACCUGCACAGCAAGAGAGACUCUGCCUACAGCUCCUUCUCCACCAACUCCAGCAUCCCCGAGUACCCCGCGGCCCCGGCGGGCAAGGAGCCCUCGUGCUCCGCAGUGGGGCUGCCGGAGGGCAUGCGGCAGGCCGACAUCCGCUACGUCCGGACGGUCUACGACGCGCAGCAGCGCAUCUCGCAGGAGUACGAGGUGAAGCCCUCGGCCCUGCUCCCCGGCGGGGACGGCCGCGGCCACGGCAGGCUCCACGCCUUCGGCCGGCACAACGCCGCCUCCUCCUGGGCGCAGCCGGCGCAGGGCCCCUCGGACAGCAAGAGCCAGCCGCCCCUGCCUCCCGCUCGCAGCGACAGCUACGCGGCCAUCCGGCACCACGAGAGGCCCGGCUCGGGCACCGGCCUUGAGCCCAGCAAGCCCGGCCGGGGCCAGCCCAAAGGGGCCUGGGCGCCGCUCGUCAGCUCCCUGCCGCAGGGGCCGCUGCUGAAGCCGCCCUUCGGAGAAGGGCACCUGCACACCGUGGUGGAGAAGAGCCCGGAGAGCAGCCCCACCAUGAAGGCCAAGCAGAGCUUUUCCCAGGCGGCCCAGCCAGGGCAGCCCCUGCUGCCCACCGGCGUCUACGCCGUUCCCUCCCCGGAGCCGCACUACGCCCAGGUGCCCAGGCCUUCCGCCGGCAGCACCGGCACGCUUUACCCCGCUCUGGCCAAAGAAAGCGGCUACUCCCCAGCCCUCCCGGCCUCCUGCGACAAGGCCGAGGCCGGCGGCACCCUGCCCUUGGAUGAGAAUGGAAACCAAAGCACUACGAACAGGUCGACCAUCUUCUACCAGCCCCCUGCCACUGAGAGAAAGCACGAAGCCAAACUCAUCCAGCAGAAACCUCCCAGCGCAGCGGGCCCGGAGCUCGGCCCGGCUGUGUCGCGGAAGGAGGAGCUGCUGCCCCUUUACAAGGCAGCACACAGCCACCGAGAGACCACCGGUACCACACAGACCUCCAGGCCCCUUUUCCAGGGUCCACAACCCCAGCCGAGGGAUGCUAGUGAGAGGAAAAACCAUUACCAGCCCAACGAGGACUGGACACCUGGAUCCCAGGAGGAGAAAAAUGGUAACACACAGGUAAACGAGAGAGACACUGGUGCUGCCCACCCAUGGGGUCACAGCAAGGCCAAGCAGUAUGGCUUCUCUUCCUUACAGAACAUCCCAGAGAGCUCCAGGAGGCAAAGCAGCUCUGACCUAAGGGAGACACAACCAGGUGAGGGUUAUUCCAGCACCAGACUGUCCUUCCUGAACAGCAGCAGCAGAGAGGAGAAGGAUCACAGAGAGCAGGGGCACAGACAGUGGAGUGAUGUGGACUCCCAGGCCUUCACGAGGCAGGAGGAGGACGGCACGAGCAUGGCUCUGUUCCAUGCUGCUGAGCCAAAGUGCAAAGAGCCCCCUUCUCCUCAGCUCCCAAAGCCCUCAGAUUUCGGGAGGAGCCGGCUCAGCUCUAGCAGCACCCCAAGCUUUCCCUACAGCAAACCAGAGGCUGGCAAGUCCCGCUGCUCAGUGCUGGAGAAGGUCAACAAGUUUGAGCAGCGGGAGCAGAGCGCUCCCCGGCCCCAGAGCGCCGGCGUUCCCAGCUUCGGCCAGCACUAUGGGCCGAGCAGGACGAGCCAGCCUGCUGGCAUGAGGUGCUCUGUGCACAGCCCAGAGGACAUGAGAAGCAAGCUGCCCGGUGAGCCAGGCAGGGGCUCCAGCCCCUCCAUCAGGAACGGGAAGCUGGAAGAGGCUGACUGGCGCCCCGUCGAGCUGCAGAUGGUGGCUGCAGUGAAGCAGGCAAGACCCAGCGAGUACUAUGGCCUGUGUCCUGAGAACGAGGUGCAAAUAAGGGCGCCUCAGCUUCCUCGGAGUAGGAGCACAUUGCAGCUGGGAGGCGAGCCUGAGAAGGAGAUCCUCUGGAAGGAUAACAUCCAGGAUGCGCACGGGUCGCAGCUGGACACGUCGUUCAAUAGGGCCUACAGGAACAGCAUCAAAGAUGCUCAGUCCAGGGUGCUGAGGGCCACCUCCUUCCGGCGGAUCAGCCCCCCGUUCGGGAACGCGCCCAAGAGGGUGGACAUGGGGCUGCUCCGGGAGCGCUCCCACAGCUCCUACCUGCAGCUGGCUGGCCCCGACAGCCAGAGCCUUUCCUCCACCUCCAGCAUGAAUUCCCUCCAGGACCAGAACCUGUACCGCCGCAGGGAGUCCAUGGAGCGGAUAUCCAGGACGGGACGCAUGUCUUCCACCCUUCCUCCUGGGCUGAUGGACUGCUUGGACACGAGCGGAGAUGAGAAGGUGCCAGGGCGCCAGGACAGCCUGGUCACCGGCCGGCCCAAAGCAGAGAGGUGCUGGGAGCACAGACCCAGAUCGGAUCUCACCAAAAGCACGCAGACAGACCUGCUGGGCAUGCAGGGCCAGCCCCGCUACAGGAAGCAGGAGCAGGUCUUUGAAACCCCCUCCACCACCAGGAAAUCUGGGAAAUCGGUGUCUGUGGAAGACUUGCUGGAUAGGUACGACAAUCAGCCGGUCCCCGUGCACGUGCGCUCCAGGUCGUCUCCCACGGCGGAUAAGAAACACCAGGAGCUGCUGAGGAGGGAGAGCAGCGAGUUUGGUGCCAUGGUGAGGGAUCCCUGCUACGUGCUCGGCGCAGGAGCCAGGUCUUUCAGCAAGAAAGAAAGAAGCCACUCAGAGAAAAUGGCGUUCACCAGUUACUAUCCCCAUCCCCUCCGCAGCACAGAGCUUGUCGCCGGGCCUGCCACGCUGGUUGAGAGUCACAAGCUCUCAGAACUUUCCAGGCCAGAUAGCAGGACUUCUGCAUUUUUCCCAGCCCCAACAGAGGCAAGGAGUCACUAUCCUGAGCAAAAACAAGGCUUUAAACCCUUGUUCCUUAACCUUACUCCUUCUGGGCCUGGCCACUCUUCCCCUAACACACCCGGCCAGGCUCCCGCAGACUUGCAGAGCACAGGUGGCAGCCAGGCUCCGAGACAGCACCAUGCCAAACGAGAGGCUGCUCCCCCUGAGGGCAGCGGGAGCACUCAGGCACAGCCUCUGGAUGCUGCCCAGGACAGAUCCCCCGAGACUGCCACGGAGGAGAUGCUGUGGAGGAGGAAAGCGGGGCUGCUGCACAGGUCCCUCUCUGCCCGAGCUCCGCUCUUGCACUUCUGCCAACGGCACGGAGGAAUUGCCGCCUCCUGCCCCUCCUGCUGAGGGGAACGGGGCAGCUGGAGACAAAUCCCCCUGGCUCCCAGAGGAGGCCGGUGUGAGCAGCUUCAAAAGCUUUCCCAAAGCCCUGGCUGAGAGGGAGACCACAGGGUUGGGCACCAGCACCAGUGAAAAUAACUGGCCAACCCCAUUAAAGAGGACUGGCUCUCCAUCUGCUGUGGAUCAGCAGCACCAGUCCCCUGCUUCUCCUGAAGGGCCUCAGAGCACUGACAGACAGCCCAUAACUCAGCCUGGAGGUAACUCCAGAGAGCCAGCAUUGGAAAAUGCCAGCCUGGACUCUGGGAUAACCAGCACAGCACCCCCAGUGAAGGCAAAGAGCAAGACCCCAGAGGAUAUUAAGUCAGAGGCUCUAGCAAAAGAAAUUGUCCAUAAAGACAAGUCUCUGGCUGAUAUCCUGGAUCCAGAUUCCAAAAUGAAAACUACCAUGGACUUGAUGGAAGGGAUUUUCCCCGGUGGAAGCAGCGUGCUGAAGGAGAACAACAUGAAGAGGAAGAUGUGGCAGACACAGGCCAGCAGGACGGCGGCGGCGGGUGACACGAGAGAGGAAAGGGAAGCUCCUGUCACCCUGGUCACCUGUCCUGCUUACUACAGCGUUUCAGCACCCAAAGCAGAACUGCUGAAUAAAAUCAAGGACUUGCCAGAAGAAGUAGGUGAGGAAGAAGAGCUGCUGGACAUCAAUGAGAAAAAGGCUGAGCUCAUCGGGAGCUUGACCCACAAACUGGAAAUCCUGAAGGAAGCCAAGGAGGGCCUGCUCGAGGACAUUAAGAUGAAUAAUGCUCUCGGGGAGGAGGUGGAGCUGUUGAUCAGCACGCUGUGCAAACCCAACGAGUUUGACAAGUACAAGAUGUUCAUUGGCGAUCUGGAUAAGGUGGUGAACCUCCUGCUCUCGCUCUCGGGACGCCUGGCGCGCGUGGAGAACGUCCUGAGCAGCCUGGGGGACAGCGCCAACAGCGAGGAGCGGAGUUCCCUGAACGAGAAGCGGAAGCUGCUGGCUGGCCAGCACGAAGACGCCCGGGAGCUCAAGGAAAACCUCGACCGUCGGGAACGGCUGGUCCUGGACAUCCUGGGCAACUACCUCUCUGAGGAGCAGCUCCAGGACUACCAGCACUUUGUCAAGAUGAAGUCUGCGCUCCUCAUAGAGCAGCGGGAGCUCGACGACAAAAUCAAACUGGGCCAGGAGCAGCUCAAGUGCCUGAUGGAAAGUCUCCCCACGGACUUCACACCCAGGGAUGCAGCAGCAGCAGCUGCCCUGGCUGCUGCACUUGCUACCUCCGCCGGGGCCGGUGGUAAAACACCUCCAGCAGCCUCUUCCUCGCUCUAACCUGGCCCAGGUGGAGCUGGGGUGCAGCCCUGCCCGAGUCCCUUUAGUCCCUUACUUGGCAGGUGCUCCUCUUCAAAGGCCAUGGACAGAGACAGGUCUAAACCAAGAUUUUAAUGAAGGAAAAAAGAAUAGCAAUAAUAAAGGUUUUCUUUUCCUUUCCUUCCACCUCUACUUCCUGGAAACUUAAAUCGUUGUGGAGGGAAAUCUCCUCCUGCCCAAGAUGAGGAAGAAUCUCACAGGAACUAAACACAUGACCUUUAAUAAAAAACAUGACCUCCUCUCUUCCCUCCCUUUUCUGCCUACCUGACACCUCAUUAAAUAAUGAAGGAUCUAAGAAUGAAGCCUUAAAAAUAAAACCAACCCAUUUUACUGAACAUUAUUGAUAUUUAUAUUUUUUAAAGAACAAGACCGAAUGUGUAAGCUUUUGUACAUACUCUAAUCAGUUACUUGAUUCUACUUUGUUCUGUAUGUAGAAAAGACAUUUAAUUUUGUAUUUUGUGAAGACCUUAACAAAAAGAGGGAACCCCAAAGAUAGUCAUGCAGUAGCUUGAAACAUCUCAUCGUGGUUUUGUUGCUGUUGUUGUGGUUGUUUUUUAAUAUAAUAAAGGGCUACCAGAAGCAGCUUCA